UCCUGCACCCGUGGUUGGCUGCGCAGGGGGUGGGCGUGGCUGGAAGCCGGCGCUAGGACCCGCCGGAGCGCCGCGGACGUCAUGGAGCGGCGCCUGGGCCUCUGGUUGAGCGCGAGGCGCGAGUGAUCGGUCGGUGGAUUCCCUCGCGGGGACCUGGCCCCGAGUCCGGAAUCGAGGCCGGAGCCGGUACCGGGGAAGAGGAGAAGGACGGGAUUCCCUCAGGGGAAGAAUCCAGCCUGGCAGGAGGUAUCGGGAAGGAUGACCACGCUCACGCGACAGGACCUCAACUUUGGUCAAGGUAGAGAGGCUGGACAUGCGCACCCUGGCGGGGGGCGAGGGAGGACCUGGGCUGGCGGACUUCCCCGAGCGCACUGGGUUCUGCCCCCUCGCAGUGGUGGCCGACGUGCUCUGCGAGUUCCUGGAGGUGGCGGUGCACCUGAUCCUCUACGUGCGUGAGGUUUACCCGGUGGGCAUCUUCCAGAAGCGUAAGAAGUACAACGUGCCUGUCCAGAUGUCCUGUCACCCGGAGCUGAACCAGUAUAUCCAGGACACGUUGCACUGCGUCAAGCCGCUGCUGGAGAAGAACGAUGUGGAGAAAGUGGUGGUAGUCAUCUUGGACAAGGAGCACCGCCCAGUGGAGAAAUUCGUCUUCGAAAUCACGCAGCCUCCGCUGCUGUCCAUCAGCUCAGACUCCCUGCUGUCUCACGUGGAGCAGCUGCUCCGAGCCUUCAUCCUGAAGAUCAGUGUAUGUGAUGCUGUCCUGGACCACAACCCCCCAGGCUGUACCUUCACAGUCUUAGUGCACACGAGAGAAGCUGCCACUCGCAACAUGGAGAAGAUCCAGGUCAUCAAGGACUUCCCCUGGAUCCUGGCAGAUGAGCAGGACGUCCACAUGCAUGACCCCCGACUGAUACCCCUGAAAACCAUGACAUCAGACAUCUUAAAGAUGCAGCUCUACGUGGAAGAGCGAGCUCAUAAAAGCAGCUGAGGGUGUGCCUGCCCACCGUGGAUGCCACAACUGUCGGACUUUGGGGGCCCAGCCUAGGGCAGUGCUGCAGGGUCACUCUGAUUCCAAGUGCUCUUAUUGCCUCUAUGUAUGGACCACCCACCCUCCAGCCCGGGGCUGCUCAGGCUUGGUUGCCUUCAUGGAGGAAUCCUCCCCAGGAGGGCAGGGACAGGUGCUGGGACCUCAAUUUCUCAGCCUCCUGGGAUUCCGCUGGCCAGCGCUGCCUCAAAUACUGUGCUGUGAGUUGUUUCAAUAAAGAGCCCCCAGGGCUGA
This is a messenger RNA of Lagenorhynchus albirostris (white-beaked dolphin), 1279 nucleotides long. RefSeq names its product mitotic arrest deficient 2 like 2 (gene MAD2L2). NCBI's taxonomy places the organism in Eukaryota, Metazoa, Chordata, Mammalia, Artiodactyla, Delphinidae. The transcript is spliced from 8 exons. Gene Ontology annotation, cellular component: zeta DNA polymerase complex. The coding region runs from base 314 to 988 and encodes 224 amino acids. The record is from RefSeq and is a predicted model, not a curated record.